AUGGAGGUUUCGUUGUGGCCUGCUAUCGUCGUGGAGAAUACAAUGGACUUUUCAGUGGUGCUCUCCUUUAUACAGAAGACUACCUUUGUCGAGUUAAAUAUCGCCCCUUCGACCGAAAAAGAUUUGUCGAUAAUCAAUCCGUGUGAGCCGGUAGACGUACAAUUGCAAUACGAAUCAAGUUCCGGUAAUGCUCCAGCCGCUACGGAGUCACUGACAUUUUGCAUCUCCUACGGAAAUCCGAGUGAACAUGUUUUUGUCUUUGAGGGCUAUAGAGCGGUCGUGAGCUUUUGCAAGGAUCGUCGCCCAAUGGUUCGAAUCAAAAUCGAGCGCAUCCUUAGCAUUGCAAACAUGACGCCGCACGUUUUGGCCAUUAACGUAAGCAGCCCUCUUAAAAAUCGACGUGCUUUGGAGAAGAUCGGCUCAUGUGUCGAGCGCUCUGUCGGGGUUCUACCAGUCAGCACCUAUUUGGUGAUCUCAAUCGCAAUAGUUGAAGACUUGAACAACGAGGAAGGUCCGGUAAAAUGGUCUCCAGAAGCUUCACUCAAUGUGAAAGGUGAUGCGAAAUCAAUCAUUGUGCCAGCUGCGGGUCCGGGACCACCAAGUUUGGCCAGUGCGUACUGUAUCGAAAUGGUCAACCUGGAUGGCUACCUGAAGCUCAUGAUCCGUCCGCAGGUUGUGGUGAUCAAUUCAACGAAUUACUCCCUCAUGUGUCUUCCUACAGACAACCAAGGUAAUAUACUGAACGCAGACGAACCAUCGUUGAUACCGAACAAAAAUGCCGGAUGGUGUGUGCCUGUAUGUCUGUACAAAGAGGAAGAAAAGAGAGGCUUUACUGCUGGUGUGUCAUCUUGGUUUAGCUCGAAGCUAUCAAGGCACUCGAACGAGGAUGCCUUGCAGACUUCGAAUCAGGCUUUAGUCGUAAAACUGUCUUGCUCCUUUCGGGUAAGUCUCGCGGAAGAUGGUUACGACGAGUGGACAGAGGAAAUAUCGAUAUUGCUCCCGGAAAUUUCGCUUCUGGCUCAUCCCGAUGGCAGCCUGGAAACGGUUGAUCCACUGUCGACCUCAGUAAAAAACACAGAUAACCUGUAUCCAGCUCCUUCUACAACCACUCGCCGAAGGCGUUUGCUAAUUCGCCACCGUGACAUGAGGCACAGAAUGCUGACGUUUACAGUAACGCAAAACGGAAUGUCGAUCCAGGUACUCUUCUUCGAUGAUCACCAACCGCCUGUGGUAAUCCACAACCAGUGGCAAAGACGAUUGGGUUUCCAAAAUGUGUCAUUCCCAUCGAAUCCAGAAGGCGUUGGUGCAGACUUCUACCUUGAGUACGACUGGCAUCUACAGAUGUCAGCGAAGAACCGCAAAUCGAAACAAAGAGGGGCAGAAGAAAUUCCCAAAAGUAGCAAUAAGGACAAUGACGAGCUGCUGGGCGACUGGAUAAGCGACUCACGAUCGCUAGAUAGCGUACACAUGUCUGAUUCAGCAAUGAAUGACCGUAUGCGUUUCCAGAUUGGAUUGCCGGAAUACGGGUGGUCCAACGCGCUUUGGCAGGUUGGCGGGAUCCAAUUUGCAUCGUUUGCAAGCGAGAAGGAGAACACGAUAGAUACAGCAACUCCGACCUUCUUGGUAAUGUGCCUGUAUCGAGCAGGGUCGUGGCUGAUAUCUAUUACCUGCUUAGAGGAGGAUCCAACACGUGAUGUUCAUGCGGGUCAAAUGCCACCGUUGAUUUCACCCGCAAUGGCAACAUCGACAGCAGUGCAGAAUACUAAACCAACGUCGCUGAAAAUUAGCUUGGUUGUGAAGGAGCUGUCUCUCCAUCUCUGCGAUGAAUACGACCCCGUGCAGGAUACGAGGGGCAUGAUUAUUUACCCAGAAAUUCUGCGAUUGACUUGUACUGCAGUAUCGAUUGCAUUUGCUACGACUCCCGAUCCACCCGAAGUGUCCCGUCACAGUGACCGUUUGGGUUACCUGUCACACAUCCGAUCAUACACAACCAUCUUCGUUGCGAUUGGGGACAUUGAAGUGAGGCAUUUCUUGAAAACCUGCAACUUUCCGGUGAUCAUCUGCUUUCCGAGAACUCAUGAGUCGAAAGAAUUGCUACAAUCAGAUCUAAUGGACAAUCUCCUUGGCAAACAGUUGCCUGGUACAGGAAAUACCAGCUUGUUGAUCAGGGUCAUUUACGCAGAUACGUGGGAUCCAGUUAAUAUCCCAUCUUACUUCCACACGGUUGAGCUAAACUUGUCCCCGGCCGUCGUUCAGGUAGAAGAUGACAUCUUGUUGUACUUAAACGCUUUCGUUCGGUCAAUACUUGAUGCCCUGGAAGGUAAAGCUGCUUCAGGCACGGUUGCCUACGGUGGAAAUCAAGGCCAUGAAACUUGUCAUGAGGAUACCUGGAGUUUGUACGCAUACGAAUCAGCGAUGAUAUCAAAACAGCACAAAGUGUUUAUCGGACGUCUCGAAAUCAGCAGCAUAGAGGUGGUCAUCACCGCGCGUGUGUCAAUUCCUGUACUAAACAGUUUUGAUGGCACACCGCUGCACUUCGGGUCGACCAAGUUGCGAGAUGUGUUUUCUUUCCCCGACCAGCUGUGCAAGGAUCUGGCAGCAGACUAUGUCGCCGAUACCAUCGUUCGCUCUCCAAUGCUUUUAAUGUCGCUGAACAUUAUUGGCAACCCCGCGUAA
Molecule: messenger RNA, 2676 nt
Organism: Peronospora matthiolae
Lineage: Eukaryota; Oomycota; Peronosporomycetes; Peronosporales; Peronosporaceae
Source: the annotation of a GenBank genome assembly